Exophiala dermatitidis NIH/UT8656 is the source of this 5490-nucleotide messenger RNA. RefSeq lists its product as uncharacterized. The coding region runs from base 1 to 5490 and encodes 1829 amino acids. The record is from RefSeq and is a predicted model, not a curated record. The transcript has 2 exons. Gene Ontology annotation, biological process: RNA export from nucleus; protein import into nucleus. Gene Ontology annotation, cellular component: nuclear pore inner ring. Gene Ontology annotation, molecular function: structural constituent of nuclear pore. Lineage: Eukaryota; Fungi; Ascomycota; Eurotiomycetes; Chaetothyriales; Herpotrichiellaceae.
AUGGCGCCAGGGUCCCUGAGCCCAGUGUAUCUCCCAGACUUGGGAAAAUGUCUCGCUGGCGAGCUUCUGCUCCCUUCUUGGGACGAUUUGUUGGAGGCCUUGCUAUCCCACCACGAGACCAGGUCGGGUCUCGCAGUUGAGAUACUUUCAGGCGAUCGUCCGAAGAAGGUCUUGUCUCAACUAUUUCCCACAUUUCCCCCGCCAUCGCCUUCUUCGAAAACCACAUUUGAUUCAGUAACCUCCGCGAUCACCGCUUCCUCAAGUCCGCUCUACAGCAUCGACGACCUCAAGACGGAUGCUUUGUGGCUGAGCAAGCAAGUCAACUUGGAUGAACUAGAGUCUUUGCGGUUGACCGUGCUGGAAUGGCAAUACCGACCAGAAUCAAGAUUGAAACAGGGCUAUUCGGAGGCCGAACUCGCCAGCCUCCGUGAGGCCUUAGGCUCAGACUAUGUUCACAAAACGUUUCGGGGCGAUCAGGGCUCUGCCGCAAGAGACGACAAGGGCUUCGAGCAACAGGCUUCCCGUCAGGCCAGGCUGCUGUGUCGGUACAUGCGGGAACAAGCCGUCGCACUGCAGACCAGAAGAUCUCUACUGGAUGCGAGUCUACUUCCGGAGACCAAGAUUGUUCCCCUAUGCAAGAUGCAGGAUUUGGCUGCUGGCAUUCCCCAAAAUACAGACUCUUCUUUGGCCGAUGACAUUGACGCUGGGACCAGAGAGAUCCAACAACGACUGCAGAGGUUACAGAACCCCCAGCAGUGGGACCUGGACGAGUCUCUAACAGUCGUGCUCAAAGACAUGUCCGAUACGACUAGCUUGGAAAGUAUCAUCACAAUCCUAGAGAUCAUCCUGCUCAGAGUUAGGAAUUCAAAGGCCACGCCGACCUCACAUACCCUCUUGCUGUGGUUGCAACUAAUGGUAUCAGUGGGGUUUUUCGCAUCGUUCACUUCCGAAAACCCUGCGCAAGUAGCUGUAAUCCAGCGGAUUCAGUCGGUAGGAUCUCUUGUUACACUCGCACUUUUCGACCUGGCCUCCUCCAUUGCAGUUUUGAACGAAACUGCGCUAUCCAAUCAAUCCAAGCGCCCAAGCCGAGAAGAGCAGUACUUUUUUGACGCCGAUGCUGUGCAUGAGAUUCAUCAGCUCCUUGUCUCUCAAGCCGAAGCCGGGAUUGUGCAAGUUGGUCCAGCCAUCCUGGCAUGGGCGAUUGUCAUUCACCAGAUCCGAUUGCUUGCCGUUGCUGUGCGAGAAGCGCGGGAUGGUCGGCCCCAGAAAUCCAUCGAGACGGUGGCGACCUUUGAUGCUGCCACCGGUCGACGAGGCUCCACAGGCAGCAUUGCUUCCAUCCAACAAAGCAUCUUUGAGGAACUCCUGGAGAAGGUCACUCCUGCUAACAGUAACGAUGAUGCUUCGAGCGUACUGCUCAGCUUGGCUAUUGAUCGAUGUCAAGUGUUCGACUAUAUUGGGUAUCUCAGCAUGUCACCUUCUGAUGCGUCCACUCUACUCUCUGCGUAUCAACUACAGACCUUGCAAGAGCUUGUCACUGUGUCCCACUCGUUUCUGGGUUACACGCCUGAUUUGGUGUCGGCGCAAUUGUCCUUGUUGGGGACCGAUCCUGAUGAUAACGACAAUGGCCGGCAACGACCAUACGACCCUGCGGUCGAAUUCGCAGACGAUGAAUCACUGCUACAGGGUUUCUACGAUGUUUCUGCAGCCCGUUUCCCUUAUGAGUGUCUGCCUUUUUUGCGCUUUUCCCGGGCCCUGGCGAAAACUCAGCUCUUCAAUGAUGAAGGAACGCAAUACGUCGAACAUCGUCUCAGAAAGCUCACCUCGUUUACGCAGGCUGCCAUCAAAGGGGUUGAAUAUCGGACGAUCCGCGAGGACGAGAUUGGCAACUUGGUCGCCUUAAAUAAGCCGGUCAAUACGCUUGACUUGACGCAGCAGAGGUUACUGACCUAUACGCAUCAAGGAUCCGAUUCGACAUCCAUCAUCCCAGCAGAUGCAGAAGGAGAACUCAUAUCGGAUCCCGACGCGACGCCUAAAGUGAUUCGCUGGCAAUAUGAGUAUUCAGGCUUAGCUUACUUGGGACAACUCUUGGAGUUACAGUACAUGGGUCUGUUACCGCCAGCCUUGUCACCAUUUGAGGAGCCUGCAGCCGUGGUGUCGGAGAUCAUUGGUCUGUUGACGGUUUUGUUGUCGACCGUCCUCAAAAGUGCCUCAGAUGGGCGGAGCCACAAACAAGUACGAGAUCAUUGCAACAGCAUUUUGGAUGAGGCUAGUAGACAUCUCAACCCGGAUGCUGACAUCGUCACGUACAUCUUUGAGAUUCUUGAGCAGGAACUACAGUCGUUCCGUCGUCGCUCCAUUUCCAGCUUCGACCUACGGAUUCUGCUUUCCUGCUUGGAUUUUGUCAUUGUUUUGACAGACAUCCGACCACACACCAUCUGGACAAGCCUCAACAACACAAGCCUCCUCGGCCGUCAAUCCUCGGUCACAGUUAUUCCUGGAAUUGUGACGGCCGUGGAGAUUCCAUCGCGCACUUUUGAUUUCUUGGAGAGAUGUGCUCGCUUGUACGGAGCCUUGGUGCGUCUCUGCCUUACGGAUCGCGAAGAAAGUUUGACGAUAAAUGCGUUACCUAAAUCCAGAAGACGAUCCGUGAUACCUCUGGGAUGGAAGAUCCAAGGUCCGAUCUUGUUGAGCACCACAGAAACCAUGUUCAAUGUCUUCCAGGAGAUAUCUGACUGGUCUUUUGAGUCACCAGCACAACAGCUGCGCAUCGGCAGCUUAAUUACCGAAACAUUCUGCGACAUCCUUCGUUUUGCCUUUGACAUCGGCAGUCCGUCGGAUUCUCCGUCAGGGCCAACCGCAGUCUUCACAGAGCCGGCACGAGUACUCAUUUCAUCGUUCCGAGCUACCGGCUCUGACCAUGUCCCCGUCGACCCCAUACUCCGUGCCUUCUUCGUUGCUGGUACAUCACCACAGUCUGCUCCUCUUCCUGCAGAAUAUUUCGAGCGUCAUCUCGACAAAUUGCUAGCGCUAGCCACACUGAUAACACGGUAUGGUGAAUUUCAGAGCCUGCCGCCUUCGUCCGCAGAAGUGCAUGUUUUCAACGCUGUGCCAGCAUUAGUCCGGCUCCUCCAUGUCCGGCCAAAGGUCAGAGUCCACUGCUUGAGGUUGAUUAGGACGAUCAUCUCGUAUGUUGGUCAACAUCAGCCGUCAUCUCUGCUUGGCCAUCUCGGGUCUGCCUCCUGUAUUGACUUUCUCCAUCUACUGAGACACAUUGAUCAAGCAUCACAGUCAAGCGAGGAGCGCGCCGAGCUCUGGAAGGUUUUGACCUCUCUGGUUUCAGGUUCUCAGCAAUGGCUGGCCAUGGUGAUCCUGACCGGCGCCGCUCCAGAUAGCUCCAGAAAAACAACCACAGAGCAAGCAGCAUCCAAGUCUUUGCGUGGGAAGAACUUCCUCCAGCUAGUGAUUGAUGAACUCAGCCACAUUGAAUCCCUCCCGCAGCAAGUGGCCGUAGCAAUGCUCAAGUUCCUCCUGGAGGCACAGCAGAACUGGCAUUGGGUGACGAGCAACAUCGAUUCUUCGCGCGACUUCUUCAGCAGGAUUGUCUCGUACACAACACAUGAGGACGGUGGCCGCAGUGAUGAAGUGGAACUCGCAUAUCACAAGUUGAUUGCAACACUGGUCACAGAUCUUUCCAACACCCAACUGCACCAUGCAAAGGCAUCAAGGAACCUCAACGCGAUCAAAACCUUCAUUCCUCUGAUCAAUUGGUUGACGUCGCACGGCGUGGAAGUCUCCAGCUAUAAUACAUCUCUUCAUGCCAAUUUGCGGAGGAAUUUUUCUGCCAAAUACAACGGCUUGUCAGUCGCGAACAUCAAACGGACAGGGUUUACCGAAACGCAAUAUGGCACGAACUUCUACUAUGACCUUAAUUUCGCCAACAAGCUCUUUGUCGAUGAUACAUAUUGGCAUGGAGGCGGCGGCAGAUCUAGUACUCAAUCAUUUUCAGCCGAGUUUCGACGAGCGAAUGCGAAUCUAUCUCUGGUGGAUUCGGAGUUGAAACUCUUGCUUAGCGUUGAACGUCUGUGCAUCGACCAUUGCAAGUUCUUCGUUCAAGAUCGCGAGAUCCAGAAGACAAUGGCUCACAUUGUAAGAAGUUGCCUGCAGGCCAACUGCCAGAUAUAUCCUGCGGAAACCAUCUUCGACACGCUUUUCCAGACACGCGCAGAUUUGGCGAUGGCGUUGCUCACCGAGCUCGUGGCAGUUGGUGCCAGAGGCUCGGACUUUGUUGGCUUGUUAGAUCCCGCAUGGGAUGCUGUCCGGUUCCGUAAUGGCUCCUACGAGAAAGCCAUCAGCAAUGAUGACCUCGCCUACUGGCGGUCGACGCUGUACAUCCUCUUGAUGGCCAUUUCAUUUCAUGUCAACAAGAAACGCCGGGCAACCAAUAUUCCCGGCACCAGCACCGCCGUCGUGACUCUAGACCCUUCCAACGCGACAUUCCUGGAAAUCAUGUCCCAAAUCGUUGCAGAGGGUUUCAAAUCAGCAGUAACAGCCCUCCAAGAUCAAAACGAAAGAAAAGUGAAGAAUAAUCUGGAGGAAGACUCCUCCCAUAUCGGAUUACGCGAUAUGUCUCUGCUAUUGACCCUCACACAAACCAUUCUGCGGUUGCCGACCAUCGCACAAUUUUCGGUGGAACUUUCAGAAAGAAUGUCUUCGGCUGGCAUCGCCUCUUCAUGCGUAUUGCUCUACAGCUGGUCUCACGUCCUUUCGCGGCCAGAGCCAGACAAUGAAGCGCGCUACGCGCUGUUCGCCGUCCAGAUGCUGGCGUCUUUGUCCUCUCUUCCACGCCUUGCAGAGGAUUUUGCCAUCGAAGGCGUGCUGGGCCGCAUCCUGACAUCGAAAACGACCGAGUCAUUGCAACGUGCCCCCGGUGGUGUCUCCCACGUCGACCCUAGACCCACGUGUGGGGUGCUCUACAAGAUCUGGGCUACGGGUUUCUUGCCGAUUUGCCUGAACCUUCUACACGCGGUUGGUGGUGCCAUUGCUUCAGAAAUUUCGUCCUUCUUGAACCAAUUCCCAAAUCAACUUGUGCGGGCAAGCACGAGUUUUAUGCACAGUCCCCAGGCCAGAGCGAACGGGACGGAUGUUCUUACACUCACAGUCGCCAGCGAGGCAGCCACUCUUGCGUUGCUUUCACGUAUCCUUGCAUCAUAUCGUGAGGCUGGAGCCUCGGCAGCCGUGGACCCACUCACGAUACUGCCAUUGAAUGGAUAUGACGAGCACCGAAAAGCCGUUGCCGAGGAUAUUCGAGAUAUACUAGCCUUGAAGCCGGACGCUCGGAAAGAUAUGACUAUUCCGACUGAUCCAAGGGAGCUCGCCUUGCAGAACUCUAAAGACGGUGACAAACUAGAUGGCAGGAUUGUGAAGGAAUUGAAAAUGGCGUUGUCUGCUCUGGGUCAGGAUGAUGAGAAGAAUGAGGAUGAAAAGUAA